Corylus avellana is the source of this 2461-nucleotide messenger RNA. RefSeq names its product RNA polymerase II subunit B1 CTD phosphatase RPAP2-like protein. The record is from RefSeq and is a predicted model, not a curated record. Gene Ontology annotation, cellular component: cytoplasm; nucleus. Gene Ontology annotation, molecular function: RNA polymerase core enzyme binding; RNA polymerase II CTD heptapeptide repeat phosphatase activity. Lineage: Eukaryota; Viridiplantae; Streptophyta; Magnoliopsida; Fagales; Betulaceae.
AGCGAACCUGUCGGCCCCGCUUUGCCAUAUUCCAGUUAGCGAACCCGAGGUUUCGACGCUGUUGGAUCGGCUUGAGCUCUUAGGGGACGUAAACCACUGAAAAGUCUAUCCUUGAAGAUCUUCUCCAAUGGAAAGGGAUCAACCAAUCUCUGCGAAAGAUGCUAUUUACAAACUGCAGCUUUCCCUCCUUGAAGGCAUCCAAGACGAAAACCAGCUUUUGGCUGCUGGAUCUCUGCUGUCGCGCAGCGACUAUGAAGAUGUUGUUACUGAGCGUUCGAUUGCAAACAUCUGUGGUUACCCUCUUUGCCGCAAUUCCCUGCUGUCUGAUCACGCUCGGAAGGGCCGUUAUCACAUUUCCUUGAAGGAACACAAGGUUUAUGAUCUACAGGAGACGAACAUGUAUUGCUCUUCCAGUUGUGUUGUUAAUAGCCAAGUGUUUACUAAGAGCUUGCAAGAUGAGAGAGGCUUAAUUUUGAAUUUGGAUAAACUUAAUGAGGUUUUGAGGUUAUUUGGAAACUUGAGUUUGGAUUGUGGGGAUGACUUGGGGAAGAAUGGGGAUUUAGGAUUGUCUGGCUUGAAGAUUCAGGAGAAAACAGAAACCAAGGAUGGGGAAGUUUCUUUGGAGCCGUGGAUUGGUCCAUCAAAUGCGAUUGAAGGUUAUGUGCCUCAGAGAGAUCGUAGUUCCAAGCCUUCACCUUCGAAAAAUAUUAAAGAAGGGUCCAAAGCUAAACAUACCAAGUUGAGUAGUGAAAAAGGCUUGCUUGUUAAUGAGAUGGACUUCAUGAGUACCAUAAUUACUAAAGAUGAAUAUAGUGUCUCAAAAGUGCCACCAGGUUCAACAAAGACUGCUUCCCACACUAAAUCAAAGGAACCAAAGGGAAAAGUCAGUUGUGAGGACUCAGGGGAUCAAGUCACCAUAUUUGAAAAACCAUCUGUUCCCACAAAGAAUGAUUCUGAAAGGAAAUCAAGAGGAUCAAGAGGGGAAAAGAGUAAAAUAGUCCGCAAAGAUAAUCAUAGCAUCCUGGAGGUGCCUUCAGCUUCUAAUCCCUGCACAACUGGUCCCAAUGCAAGUACUGCAGAAGCAGAAGAGGAAGCACAUGUUGAGAAAGCAGCUAAAUCAAAUGGAACCUUGCUCAAAUCCUGUCUUAAACCUUCAGGUAGAAAGAAACCUAGUUGCACUGUUACCUGGGCUGAUGAGAAAGUCGAUGGCAUUGGGUUUGGAAAUCUUUUUGAGGUUAGAAACAUGGAAAGCAAAAAAUUUCCUGAAAAAUUAGGUGGUACAGGUGUGGGAGAUGAUGAAGAAAUGUUAUGGUUUGUAUCUGCAGAAGCUUGUGCAAAGGCAUUGAGCCAGGCAGCAGAGGCUGUUGCUUCUGGAGAAUCUGAUGCCACUGAUGCCGUGUCCGAAGCUGGAAUUAUUAUAUUGUCACAUCAAAGUGAUUUAGCUGAAGGGGAAUCUGAGGAGGAUGUUGAUAUGCUGGAACCAGAAUCAGCUCCUUUAAAGUGGCCAAGAAACCCUGAGACUGCAUAUUCUGAUUUAUUUGAGCCUGAAGAUUCAUGGUAUGAUGCUCCACCAGAAGGUUUCAGUUUGGCUUUAUCACCUUUUGCUACAAUGUGGAUGGCUCUCUUUGCAUGGAUAACGUCAUCUUCUUUGGCUUAUAUAUAUGGAAGAGAUGAAAGUUUUCAUGAAGAUUAUCUAUCUGUUAAUGGGAAGGUGUACCCCUGUAAGAUUGUCUUGGCAGAUGGUCGUUCUUCUGAAAUCAAGCAAACUCUUGCUGGUUGUCUUGCUCGGGCUUUGCCUGGACUAGUUGCUGAUCUAAGACUGCCAACACCAAUAUCUACUUUGGAGCAAGGAAUGGGGCGCUUGUUGGAUACAAUGACUUUUACGGACGCACUUCCAGCUUUCAGAUCGAAACAGUGGCAAGUGAUUGUUCUUCUGUUUAUUGAAGCUCUCUCUGUUUGUAGGAUCCCUGCACUUACACCACACAUGACUAAUAGGAGGAUGUUGUUGCCGAAGGUGUUGGAUGGUGCCCAAAUAAGUGUUGAAGAAUAUGAGAUUAUGAAGGAUCUCAUGAUUCCACUUGGCAGAGCUCCUCAUUUCUCAUCUCAGAGUGGAGCUUGAUGGAAAAGAAAUGGCAACUACAAGUGCACAUAUUAUCUAUUGGUUUAUAUCUAUUGGUUUAUGGGGUCAGCUUUAAGUUUUGUUUUAAUUACUGUGGAAAGUUUUGUUUAGCCAUGCAAUCGACUCUGAAACUUUGACACCCUGGUUCCAAACAAUCUGCAGUAGUAAAGUUAAAUUUUGGAACUUCAUUGUACAUCCACAAUAUAGGGAAGGAAAUGCUACAUUGAGUACUACUUGUCUUUGCGGAAAGCUUUAGAUGUUUAUCAUUUGUAUAUUACUUGACUGUCAAGAUAGUGCUUGAAUAUCUCGGCCUCUCUUUAUGAAAGUUUUCCAGUUGGAGUC